Molecule: messenger RNA, 549 nt
Organism: Ustilago hordei
Lineage: Eukaryota; Fungi; Basidiomycota; Ustilaginomycetes; Ustilaginales; Ustilaginaceae
Exons: 6
Coding region: 1-549 (182 amino acids)
Source: RefSeq, a predicted model, not a curated record
AUGUUGGAUGAGGUUGCUGUCAGGGGUCUCGCGCCUGAAACCCAGGUCGGUCUGUCGAGAUACUCGGUGACUAUCAAAUUGCGCGAUGACAGGGUAGCUUGGCACAAUCAAUAUCAAUGCAUAGGUUAUGAUGACACCAAGGUCUGGUUGAUCUCCAGACCACAGUGGACUACUGCCUUUGGUUCUAUCUAUAUCUGGACUGCUGACCUGCUAUGGGCUGCCUUCGGACAUCAGUUAUGCUAUUGUCUCGGUAUCUGUCUCAACAAGCUAGUUGUUCAGCAACUAUCAAGUUGUGCAGUGACAGUUAUGAUGACACCAAGGUCUGGUGUGAGUGUCGAUGAUGAUGAGGUUGAUGGUGUUGGUGAUAAGGUUGGUGGCAUCAACACGAGUGUCCAGUGUGUUGACUUGAUGCUUGAAGUGAUCCCCAGACCGCAGUGGACUACUGCCUUCGGUUCUAUCUUGAUCCAGACUGCUAACCUGCUAUGGGGCACCUUUGGAUGUCAGGGAGUGGUGAUACAACACACACACUACAAUGAGGAGCAACCUUGA